CACUGAGUACCCAAAUGAUGACCUGUCUCUGUGCUUUUUUUCUUGGAAACAAUUUGCACCCCCCCUCCGAUCUCUCCACGCCCCCCCUGCUGAGAACCAAGGUAUUUGAGGAUUGUGGGUCAAAUGUUAAGCCAUGCGCUCUGCCCAGACAAUGGCUGUCCCGGCAGCACAGUUGAGGAUUAAGAAGUUCCAGGUGUAUCGCUGGGACCCAGACACCGCCGGAGACAAGCCACGCAUGCAGACCUAUGAGGUUGACCUCAACACUUGUGGGCCCAUGGCGCUCGACGCCCUGAUCAAGAUCAAGAAUGAGAUGGACCCCACACUCACGUUCAGACGCUCCUGCAGAGAGGGAAUUUGUGGCUCAUGUGCUAUGAACAUCAAUGGGGGUAACACACUAGCCUGCCUGAACAAGAUAGACACCAACAUCAGCAAGGUCACCAGAAUCUACCCACUGCCACACAUGUAUGUUGUGAAGGACCUGGUGCCUGACAUGAGUAACUUCUAUUAUCAGUACAAGUCUAUAGAACCCUACCUGAAAAAGAGGGGUGAGUCCAAUCAGGGCAAGGAGCAGUACCUGCAAACAGUGGAGGAUCGGCAGAAACUGGAUGGAUUGUAUGAGUGCAUUCUGUGUGCCUGCUGUAGUACCAGCUGCCCAAGUUAUUGGUGGAAUGGAGAUAAGUACCUGGGACCUGCUGUCCUCAUGCAGGCAUACCGCUGGAUGAUCGACUCACGUGACGAUUUCACAGAAGAGCGUCUCUCCAAGCUGCAGGACCCUUUUUCCCUGUACCGAUGUCACACCAUCAUGAACUGCACCAAGACAUGCCCCAAGGGCCUGAAUCCCGGCAAGGCCAUAGCAGAAAUCAAGAAGAUGAUGGCUACUUAUAAGCAGAAGGAAAUAACUCCAUGAAAACUGAUCUUAAGAGCUCACUGAUGUCUCCCAUCCUCCUUGCAAAUGAAUAAUGCAGUUGUUUCCUUCAGCCACAAAUAAACAUAUAUUGUCAGGGGAUUCAUUUUGCAGAUUGACUUGAUUGAUUGUCUUUGGAGAUUUACUUUACUUUCACUUUCAUUAAUAAACAGUCCAAUAUGGAUUGUGCAGGAUAUAUGGAAGAGUAAAGAUGGCUGUAAUGGUAUAUAGGAAGUGUCUGGAGUGUUUAUAGUGUGCAAGGAUAGAGUGCUAAUAGUGUGACAUCACAGGUGUAUUGUUGUGACAACAAACGUCAAGAUAAAUAAAAUCAAUGUGUGUUGUUCUGUU
Scleropages formosus (Asian bonytongue) is the source of this 1252-nucleotide messenger RNA. It is a transcript of the gene sdhb, whose product is annotated as succinate dehydrogenase complex, subunit B, iron sulfur (Ip). The coding region runs from base 134 to 907 and encodes 257 amino acids. Gene Ontology annotation, biological process: respiratory electron transport chain; tricarboxylic acid cycle; aerobic respiration. Gene Ontology annotation, cellular component: mitochondrial membrane. Gene Ontology annotation, molecular function: electron transfer activity; oxidoreductase activity; 2 iron, 2 sulfur cluster binding. The record is from RefSeq and is a predicted model, not a curated record. The transcript has 8 exons. Lineage: Eukaryota; Metazoa; Chordata; Actinopteri; Osteoglossiformes; Osteoglossidae.